AUGUCUCAGAUGGGCCGUGAGCUCUUUGAGAGGAGCAUGGAUGCUCCCCUGGACCCUGGGAUUUCGCUUCUGUCUGAUGACAGCAAUCCACCUGGUGGCGGCCUGAAGUCAAGCACUCUCCGUGUGUGGGUUCGCAAUGAAACUGCAGCCAAUCUCGGUCUGAGUCCAGGCCGUCCGGCUGCAGAUGUUGAAGCCUGGCAGCAGCACAGACCAAGAUCAGCGGGGACGCAUCAUGCGUGCAAGCGAGUCUCUUCCAGGGUCACCCCACGAACACCCAAAACUGGCGGACAGCAUGUUCCUCAGGGGCGUUGCGCACAUUGCAGCCGUUUCCACAUGAUCUCAGACCACUCGUCACACGAUGACAUAGUACGAAACCUUCGGCGAUGUGGCUACUCUAUCUACUGCCAUCCCUAUAAGAUUUCCUUGCCCGGCCCCGCAACUCGCAGCUUUGCCAUGGAAAGCUUUCUUGACAUCAUCGAUGACCUCCACCAGCAGCAGCUGAAUCUUGCAGAGGAGCAGCAUUCGGUGCUGCGGCAGGCUGUCCUCAACCAUCUCCAAUCCGAGCCUUUGGAGACAAAGCCCGCGACCCCUCUUCAUGACUGUGCGCGGCUACAGCUGCCCAGUAGUAGAGCAGGCAACCUUUCACCUUUUUGGGUGAGUAUAAUCCCCUUAUAA
Symbiodinium natans is the source of this 675-nucleotide messenger RNA. The record is from the annotation of a GenBank genome assembly. NCBI's taxonomy places the organism in Eukaryota, Dinophyceae, Suessiales, Symbiodiniaceae.